AUGCCUCAAGCGCAGCCCGAGCUGAAGAAGUACCUGGAAAAGCGCAUUCUUGUACAGCUCAAUGGUAGUCGCAAAGUUAUGGGGGUCUUAAGAGGAUAUGAUGUUUACUUGAAUAUCGUCUUGGAUGAUGCUAUCGAGGAGAGGGGACCCACUCAGAGAGACAGACUUGGGAUGGUGGUAAUUCGAGGCAACGCUGUUGUCAUGCUCGAGGCCUUGGACCGUAUCAACACGGAUGACAAGGGCGGACGAUGA
This is a messenger RNA of Lindgomyces ingoldianus, 252 nucleotides long. Its product is annotated as LSM-domain-containing protein. The transcript has 4 exons. The coding region runs from base 1 to 252 and encodes 83 amino acids. The record is from RefSeq and is a predicted model, not a curated record. NCBI's taxonomy places the organism in Eukaryota, Fungi, Ascomycota, Dothideomycetes, Pleosporales, Lindgomycetaceae. Gene Ontology annotation, molecular function: RNA binding. Gene Ontology annotation, cellular component: P granule; U2-type prespliceosome; spliceosomal tri-snRNP complex. Gene Ontology annotation, biological process: spliceosomal snRNP assembly; mRNA splicing, via spliceosome.